Myotis davidii is the source of this 3591-nucleotide messenger RNA. It is a transcript of the gene ADGRF3, whose product is annotated as adhesion G protein-coupled receptor F3. Gene Ontology annotation, cellular component: membrane. The coding region runs from base 340 to 3318 and encodes 992 amino acids. The transcript is spliced from 14 exons. Gene Ontology annotation, biological process: cell surface receptor signaling pathway; G protein-coupled receptor signaling pathway. Gene Ontology annotation, molecular function: G protein-coupled receptor activity. NCBI's taxonomy places the organism in Eukaryota, Metazoa, Chordata, Mammalia, Chiroptera, Vespertilionidae. The record is from RefSeq and is a predicted model, not a curated record.
AUCCUUGGAGACGUGACCGAACUUGACUUACCGACACAUUGCUGGUUGUGAUCUAGGACCCCUAAGUCCUCUCCCGCUCACAGAAUCCUUAGCCCAGACCCCAUGGGCAAUCUGGACAGACUCCUCUCAUGGGGGCACUGGGGCUCCAGGUGGCUCCACAGUGACCUGGACGCCCAUUUGUCUCCAUCACGGGCUGUAGCACUUCCUCUGCACAGUCAGCCCUGGAUCCCCUCCACCCUUCCCUCCCUUCCCAUCUGCGCACUGUCCGGCCAGCUCUUCUCGGAGGAAAUUUGCAUCAUGCAGCAGAGGGAGGGCUCUUGAGGACUGCUUCACUGAGCCAUGGUCUGUUCGGCGGCCUCCGUGCUACUCCUGGCCAUGACUCUCCCCCUCGUGGGGCCACCAGUUGCCCGAGCAUCCCAACCUGGACCCAGUCAGGCGGGAGGGGGAACUGGGCAGCAGCUGGACCAAGAAAGCGGAGCAGGUGAAUCAGCCCUGCUCUCGGUCUAUGUCCAGCUGGUCUUUUCGCAUGGGGGCUGGCCAGCAGCACUCUCCAGGCCCCUGCCUCUGCCCCCGGCCUCUGCUUCCUCUUCCCUGGGAACUCUCGCCGGCCUCAGCCUCACGACAGAGUGUAAUGUCAAGCCGGAUGGGCUUACCUAUUGUGCCUGCCUGUCUGGAUACCAGUGGAAUGCCAGCAUCUGCUCCCGUCACCAGCUCUGCCAGCCCCCCCACAACCACCGGCCCUGCGGCUGCCUGGUCCUGAGCCCUCCAGAAGCGGGGUACUGCCAGGUGCUGCCACCUGUCCCGGGCAACCUGAGCCUGAACUCCUGGCUGCAGGUGCCUGGCCACACACUGAACCUGACCCUCCACACAAGCCAGGAGACCACCAGCCUGAACUGGUUCCUGCGGCGGCACACGGGGAGCCCCGGGCCCAUCCCUCUGCAGCCGGGGACACAGGUGUCCCUGACGUUGAGCCAGGGCCAGGCUGUCCUCAGCAUCCGCAACGUCUCGCACGAGUGGGAAGGUGAGUACAUGUGCUGCUUCGAGGCCCAGGGAUUCCGGUGGGAGCUGUACCAGUUGGUGAGGGUGCCCCUGCGGGUGACAGACGUGGCUCGGCUUCCAGACCAGCUCUCCAUCUCCUGUGCCACCUCCCUGGGCUUACAGCUGAGCUGCUGCAUCCCCUACACACCUCUGGGCUACAUGGCCUCCUGGAGCCCUGGAGAGGGCAGCGAAGCCUCCGUAUUGAACACACCAGGCGACCAGUGCCUUGUACUGGACACUCAGCACUGCCCUGCAGCUGACAUCACAUACACUUGUGACCUGCAGAGCCCAGGACUGACUCCUCUCAGGGUCCCCGUCUCUGUCACCAUCAUCCAGGAUGGAGACACUACCUGCCCUGAGGACUCUGCAGUUGUUGCCUGGAAUGUCACCAAGGCUGGCCACGUGGCACAGGCCCCCUGUCCCGUGAACAGGACGGGCGUGGUGAAGAGGACUUGUGGGCCUGACGGGGCCUGGGGGCCCAUCCACAGCAGCUGCACAGACACCAGGCUGCUGGCCUUGCUUCGGGGAGCCCAGCUGCUGUGGGCCGGCCAGGGCUGCCCUGCUGAAGAGGUGCCACGGAGCCUGGCACAGCUGCUGGAGCAGACAGAGGUGGUGAGCUCACCCUCUGACUUAUUGGCACUGCUGGGCACCAUGACAUUCCUGGCCAAGGUGGUGGCAGACACCGGAAUACCACUUCGCCGCAGUGCCCUGGAGGCUCUCCUGAAAACCACGGACAAGGUCCUAGACAUGGACACCAGUUCUCUGUGGACCCCGACCCAGGCCCAGAAGCCCUCGGCGGCCUCCGAUCUCCUGCUGGCAGUGGAGACCCUGGCACACAGCCUGUGCCCACAGGAUCACCCCUUCUCCUUCAGCCUGCCCAAUGUGCAGCUGCAGACCCAGCUCCUCACACCCACAGUUCCUGCUGUCUACAGAGUCUCCUUCUCCACUCAGCCCCCACUCUGGGCACAGAUUCCCAGACGCUCACUGGCCCCACUGGACACUAGCAAUAGUAACGUCACGAUUACUAGCCUGGUGCUGCGAAAACUGGACCACCUCCUACCCUCAAACUAUGGACAGGAGCUGGGGGACUCCCUCUACGCCACUCCCGGUCUGGUCCUCUCCAUCUCCAUCAUGGCAGGUGGCCAGGCCUUCAACCAGGGAGAAGUCACCAUGGACUUUGGGGACAGAGAUAACCCCUUUCGCUGUGUCUUCUGGGAUCACCAUCUUUUCCAGGGCAACGGGGGCUGGUCAGGUGAAGGGUGCCAAGUGCAGGCAGCCAAUGCCAGCGCCACCACUCAGUGCAUCUGUCGGCAUCUCACUGCCUUCUCCAUCCUCAUGUCCCGACACACUGUUCCAAGUAACCCCACCCUGGAGCUGCUGAGUCAGGUGGGCUUGGGGGCCUCCAUUCUGGCGCUGCUUGUGUGCCUGGGCGUGUACAGGCUGGUGUGGAGAGUCGUGGUUCGGAACAAAGUUGCCUACUUGCGCCACGCAGCCCUGCUCAACGUGGUGCUCUGCCUGCUGGCCGCGGACACCUGCUUCCUGGGAGCCCCCCUGCUACCUCCGGGGCCCCAAAGCCCACUCUGCCUGGCCGCCGCCUUCCUCUGUCAUUUCCUCUACCUGGCCACCUUUUUCUGGAUGCUGGCUCAGGCCCUGAUGCUGGCCCACCAGUUGCUUUUUGUCUUCCAUCAGCUGUCCAAGCGCCGAGUCCUCUCCCUGAUGGUGGUCCUCGGCUACCUGUGCCCGAUGGGGUUGGCAGGGGCCGCCCUGGGCCUCUACCUACCCCGAGGGCAAUACCUCGGUGAGGGGGCGUGCUGGUUAGAUGGGAAGGGAGGGGCGCGCUACACCUUCGUGGGGCCGGUGCUGGUCAUCGUGGGCCUGAACGGGCUGGUACUAGCCAUGGCCAUGCUGAAGCUGUUGAGACCGUCGCUGUCAGAGGGACCCCAGGCGGAGAAGCGCCAAGCCCUUCUGGGGGUGAUGAAAGCCCUGCUCGUUCUCACACCCAUCUUCGGCCUCACCUGGGGGCUGGGCCUGGCCACUCUGCUCGAGGAAGUCUCCAUGGUCCCUCACUACAUCUUCACGAUUCUCAACACCUGCCAGGGUGUCUUCAUUCUGCUGUUUGGUUGCCUGAUGGACAAGAAAGUACAAGAGGCUUUACUCAAACGCUUCGGCUGUGCCCAGCCCCCCAACUCCACCAUCUCCCUGGCCACAAAUGAAAGCCACCUCCCGGAACCCAGCAGAGGGAGAAGUGACAAUGCCAGUUAUGAAGAAAAGAUGACUUAAUUGACAGGAACUCUGAUCUUCCUAACAUUAGAGGUGAAGGGCAGAAUUUGGUUUGCUUAUUUUCAAAGUUUAGGAAAAGUGAAGUUAAUGAGACUCCUUCUUUAACUUUAAAAAUAUUGAUAUAAAAUUUUUGUAGACAUACACAUGUAUACAAAAAGUCACUGAUAUAAGCAUAUUUGUAAGAAAGCACCAGAAAUUUUAAGGUAGAGAGAAAGGUAUCACAGACUGCCACAAAUUACGAAGACAAGAUGAAACACAUUUAAAAGUGGCAGG